GUUGUGCACAGCUGAUUUGAUAUACGAGUUCUUGAUUUUUAUUGGUUAAAUGUCAAAUAAUUUCAAGCGAACUGUGUAGUUUUAUGUUAUGGCUAAAUUAUCGUCUGCAAACCCAUUAGGAUAUGUUAUAAAUAGAUCACUAAACGAUAAAUUCGUGAUAAAAAAUAAACUAUUUAAGGAACGUUUGGCACAAGCUAAAAAUUUAUAUAGAAAGGACUUGUUUGCCCAUUAUGGGUGUGUUAACGCCAUCGAGUUUUCUGCAGAAGGAGAGCUCCUCAUCUCAGGCGGAGAUGACAGAAGAGUACUUCUUUGGUCCCUCCCUGACGCGAUACACGGAAAGGGAGCGCCGAUUCCAAUGGAAACAAAUCAUAUAAGUAACAUAUUUUGUUUAGCAUUCGACUCAAAAAAUUCAAAAAUAUUUUCCGGUGGGAAUGACGAUCAGGUGAUCGUUCACGAUUUGAGGAUUGGCAGUUUUGUCGUAAAAUUGCUGCAUAAAAAGCCGGUGUACGGUUUAAGUGUUAAUCCACAAAGUGAUUUUAUUAUUGCGACCGCCGGAGAUGACGGAAGGAUUCUUAUUUUUGAUAUAAGAGAAUCCAGUACCGUCGAUCCAUUGUGUGUCGCAAAACAAAAGACUGGGUUCCAUUCUGUGAUGUUUAAUCCCUUUAAUUCUCGUCUGUUGGCCACCGCAAAUUCGGAGGAAGGCAUUUCUUUAUGGGAUUACCGUAAACCAAGAGAGGCACUGAUACGUUAUGAUUGUACGACUGGAGAAGUGAGUGGAAUUAGUGUAUGUUUCAAUUCUAGCGGUUCACGUUUGCUCGCUUUGCGACGAAGAUUACCUCCAGUUCUGUAUGCCACUCAAAGUCAAAAUGCAAUUUGUCAGUUUUAUCAUCCGCAAUAUUAUAACUCGUGUACUAUGAAGACUUGUUGUUUUGCCGGCGAUAAUGACGAGUAUAUUCUAAGUGGAUCUGAUGACUUUAACUUGUACAUGUGGCAUGUACCAAAGGAUUCUUCGGAAUGGGGUAUGCCUCAUGUUGUAUUACGUGGACAUCGAUCAAUCGUUAAUCAAGUACGUUAUAAUAAACACAGCAAUCUUAUUGCGUCUUCAGGUGUGGAGAAAAUGGUUAAAUUGUGGAGCACUUUGCCAAUAGGUAAUUGGGAAGGAUCAUUGGUAAAAGAACAUACCGAAACACCCAGAAAUGUAUAUUCGCACGAGGAUUAUGUGUACUUAGUGGGUCAUACCGAGCAGAGAAUUUCACAUGAUUAUAGUGACCAGUCGGUGCAGGAAGAUUCACGAAUGAUGGCAUUUUUCGAUUCUUUGAUACAGAGAGAAAUUGAAGGGUGGGAUUCCCCUUCGGAAGUUACAGUAACAACUGAUAGUGAUAGUGAUGCUCAGGAAAAUAAUGUUGUUUCGAUUGAAUCACUGCAUCUUAGAAAGAGGUGGUUCGAUGAAAAUUGUAAGAAACAGAAACCAAACCGUAUCACACAAUUGAUAGCUCAAAAGAGGAAGCGUUUGGCUAAAAUGGCACAUCACAUGUCUUCCAGUUCAGUCCAUAAGUUGAAUACGAAACAAAAUAGUAGAAAACGAAGAUCAUCUACCACUUUUAAAAAUGCAACGCACAGCAAUAAGUUUGUUAAAAGUAAUGGUACUUCUAAGAAAACAUCUUUGAAAAAGAAUCAUCCCCUUAAAGUUCCUUUAUACAUCGAUAGAGAAAAUAGAAAACACAAAUUACACGUAGAUAAAUCUGAGAAAAUUACUAGAUCGAAAAAAUGUAAAACCAGGCAAAGUUUCCAAGAUAUUUCGGAAAAUAGUGUUUCAAAUAGUUCUAUAGAUGCUCCUAGCACAAGUACUGGCAUUACCAGUUCAAGCACGGUGUAUCGUCUCGUUGAACAAGAUUCAGAUGAAGAAGCCCUUGGAAAUAGAUGCUACGAGGAGGGAACCCACUCCGAGGAAAAUUUUGUUACUAUUUUACCAACACCGUUAAAUGGAAGUCACGACAUGUGCCUGAGAGCUAUAGAUAUAACAAAUCGUGGCAAUAAUGGCAAUGUGGUGGCUUUAAGGAACGAUUACGCUAAUGUUGAAGUUCCUUCUACAUCUACCUUAAGCAAUGGAAAAAACAACAUAGCCCAUACCGUUUGUACGAAUGGUUUACGUGGAGAUAAGUUUAUACCUGGUGACGUUUGCGAUGACGUAUAUGUAAAUAGUGACGCUCAUGUGAAUCAGGACUCCUUCAUUAAUGCUAGUGAUAGUAGUGAGUGCGAAUAUGACUGUACACCUGUUAAGAAAGUUCUAAAUACUGUAAUUAGUACACCCGAUAGUGGUUUUGCAACCGGUUCUUGCUCAAGUGGUUACACAAAAUACAAUUCCAAGAUCCACCGCCCUUGUUCGAGUAGAUCUCUAAUGGGCCACUGUAACGAUCACACUUCAGACGAUUCUGAUUAUCCCUAUGAACAAUUUAGAAAGCGAGAUAAAAAGGCUAGACUUAAUAUAAGAAAAAAGAUUUACGCUGAUUCUGAUUCUAAUUAAUUUUAAUAUAUUUUCCUGUUGCACAUAUCUACUUUUUUAUUUUACCGUCAAUUUUACCAUUGCUGUUGUUGCUAGAUUAUUUAAGUUAUAUGUCAAAAACAAACACGCGCAACGCAAAACAAUCAAAAUUAUGUUGUUGCACAUAAUUUUGUUUUUAAUGUGAUGCUAUCAUUGAUAAUUGCCUGUAAUUUUGAUUUCGACUUGUGGAGGUAUUUGACAAUAAAAUGGUUCUUUAUGAAA
Photinus pyralis (common eastern firefly) is the source of this 2764-nucleotide messenger RNA. Its product is annotated as DDB1- and CUL4-associated factor 5. Gene Ontology annotation, cellular component: cytoplasm; Cul4-RING E3 ubiquitin ligase complex. NCBI's taxonomy places the organism in Eukaryota, Metazoa, Arthropoda, Insecta, Coleoptera, Lampyridae. The coding region runs from base 89 to 2524 and encodes 811 amino acids. Gene Ontology annotation, biological process: negative regulation of fatty acid biosynthetic process. Gene Ontology annotation, molecular function: protein binding. The record is from RefSeq and is a predicted model, not a curated record. The transcript has 10 exons.